GCAGGCGGUUGCAGCAGAACCGGCGCCCGAAGGAACCAGGGAGGGUGACUUCGUCAUCCUCUGGGGUAGCUACACGCAGGUCUUCGGAGUGGUCCUCAAGCAUGGAGACAUCACCAACAAUCGCUUCGGCAAUUUCCACCACGAUGAAAUCAUCGGGCGCCCGUUUGGGAGCAAAGUCCGCGCACGGAAAGGCGGGCUCUGGCUGGCGUUGCUUCGGCCCACCCCUGAGUUCAUCACCCAGAGCCUCACGCACCGCACGCAGAUCGUGUACCACGCAGACAUUUCGAUGCCGCCGUGCCAAGUUUACGGCAUUCUCCCUUCCUCAGUUGAUCUCAACUGGACUUAUGGCGUGUGGCUUCGCACUGACUAGACAUGCCGUUUGUUGCUCGCUUGUAGUAGCAGUUGUUGAAAUCUAUGGUGUGCUGCUGCCGGAGAACUGA
Messenger RNA from Symbiodinium necroappetens, 440 nucleotides. Lineage: Eukaryota; Dinophyceae; Suessiales; Symbiodiniaceae. The record is from the annotation of a GenBank genome assembly.